AGGACAUAUGGCAGCAAGAGGUUCAUUGGCCGGGCACGACGACGAUGGCAUGCGCUCCCUCUUCACACCUGGUACAUAUGGAUGUUCUGGCUGGUAUCUGGUACCUCGGAUACCAGCUGGUAUCUAGGUAUCAGACCUUGGUACCUGGCACUAUAUAUUAUCAGAAACCUCUAUUCUCCUCUUUAAAGAAAAUAUCAUAUUUUUAGAUAAAAAAUAUCUAUUUUCAGUGAUAUUUCUAGAAGAAAGAAGUGAAAAAUCCUCACUUUGUUUUGAGUUUGGAGGGAGAGAGAGUAGAGGAAGGAAACCUCCCUCCGGAUCCAGGAAAUCCUCAUCCAUCCUCAUGACUUCCGACGAGCUCGCCGGUGAGGGUGAGGUCGACGGCGCGGAGCUGAUCCUGUCGCUGCCGGAGGACGUGCUCGGGCUCAUCUCCGCCCACCUCCGCCCGCGCGACCUCCUCGCCCUCUCCGCCGCCUCCCGCAGCCUCCGCAACGCCGUCUCCACCGCCGACAAGGCGUGGCUCGCCCAGUGCCGCCGCCUCCUCCCCACCGCCUCCCACCUCCUCGCCUGGCGCACCGCCCUCGCCCACUCCUCCCUCGCCGUCUGCCGCUUCCUCCACUCCGCCGCCCCGCUCCUCGGCCUCUGGGCCCACCAGAACCCCGAGCUCGGCAACCUCGUCCUCGCCCUCCCUGGCUUCCUCUCCCUCGUCGCCGUCCGCUCCAUCCCCCAGGAGCUCUCCCCGCGCCUCCUCUGGGCCCCCGUCUUCGAGCUCCUCGCCGACCACCGCGGCCACCCCGCCUUCCUCUUCCUCCACGGCGCCGCCCACGACUCCCUCUUCCCCGGCCUCCUCUCCUCCUCCCUCCACCCCCUCGCCAACACCCUCUUCCUCGAGGCCCACACCUCCACCUCCACCUCCCACUUCUCCCGCCUCGCCUUCGCCGACCGCCGCCGCCUCCUCAACGCCCUCGUCGCCGCCUCCCGCCUCACCCUCCCCCCCGAUGUCGCCACUGCCCCGCUCUUCGCGCGCUCCGACGCCGACCUCCCGCUGCUCGCCGCGCGCCGGGAGGCCAUGCUGCGCCUGCACAGCCAGUCUGGCGGGGGCAUGGUGCGCAGGGCCGAGAUCGAGGCGCUGCUGAUCGGGGCCAGGAAGACGGCGGCGCUGCCGGCCGACACCGCCGGCGACAAGAUGCGGCUGCGGAGGACCUUCUCGGUGGUCGCCGGUUUUGUCAGGAACAGCCUGCGGCAGAUGGUGACACGGUCGGCGUCCGCCAAUUCCAGGGCUGAGUACGCCCACCCCAAGCAUCUGCCAUUGGACGAGUUCCUGCGAGCCGGAGAGAGCGUCGGCCUGAGCCUCCGUGGCGCGCGGAUGAGGCUGUCUAUCUACCGGAAUUGGCCAAGCAUGCAUGACAACCGGUUUGUGCUCUACAAGCUGACGACGCAGGCGCCCAUGCCUGGCCGGGAGUAUGCCGGUUUGUGGGGAGGCACAUUCGGGUGGCCGCCAGGGCGGCCGGAGGAUGAGCGCAAACCUGGCAAGGCUCUCUUCUUCCUACUCCUCUCCUAUGAGGAGGACAGCGAAGGGAAGCUUCAGCUGAUUGCAACCAAGGUGUUGGAGGGUACACACUAUGUCGUGCAUCCGAAUGGGUCCUCUAUGUUUAUCGUGCGGGUCGGUGAGCCAUCCACUGAGACUUUUCCGUGGCAAACCGAUGAGGAGUCGCGUGCUGUGGAGAUCAAUAGAAGCUUUGCUGGUGAGGGCAUUGCCACCGGGUAUGGGUUCAGGUAUCCUGGCUCAAAGCCCGGAUCGCUCUUUGUCCUCCUGGAUGGCCGGCUUGCAUUUGUUUGGAGAGAGAACAAAGCUGUUCUCACCUUGCAAAGGCUGGACCUGGAGGAUAUGAUAAGGAGAGGGGAGCGUGUGCCUUCAUUGCCGCCGAUACCCAACUUCGCCUACCUCACAAAGUCUUACUCCAAUGUCUUUGCUGUGGCACCUGGCAGCACGAGCUUCCCAGCUUCUCCAAGGUCAUUGGAGGAUUCAGCCAGUUUUCUUUGACUGCAGCCACUUCUUAUCGACAGGAUUAAAGUGUCAAGCCUAAAUGUAGUGAUCUUAGUUCUGUUCCAUGCACGAUUUAGUUCUUCUUUGAAUGUAAAUUUUAAGGUGUCAGUAUUCAUGGUGAUGGAUAGAAAUACAUGCCCCAUCAUUCUAUACUGCUGUACAGCUGAAGGCUGUGCCCUCAGUACACGGCAAAAUACAUCAGUGCCUUUUCUCUGUACAUGGAAAAAAUACACGAGUAACUGGUAAUUUGCAUUUGUUCUGAAACAGUAGUCAGCAGUACUAAAUGACUAUAAAACAAGUGAUCACUGGUAAUAAAAACUUAAUGUACUAGUUUUUAUGUGGUUCUUGUUACACUACUGCUUUAUUGUAGAUUUAUAAUUAUAUACUAGCUAGCCUGUGCUGUACUGCUGUUAAUCACGUAUAAACUGAGUAAGGUCCAUAGGAUGAUCCAUGAAUCUCUGAGGAUUCUGCUUACCCCAUGCAAAAUAAGACUGUCUGCAUGAAGUUCUAUUAUCAUAUUAUACAGUUACCUCUUUGUGACCAGCCUGGAGUGUAAUCUGGACGACCAUGUAGAGCUCUUCCAUUUUUCUACGACUUAUGUGUGUGAUUUACAGAUUCUCAGAUAUUUGACCUGUACCCCUGUAAAAACAUGGCAGCUUCCUUCUAAGUUGUAACAAACAGUUUUGUGAAUAUUUGAUCAAAAUUUCUUUAUUUUUGCUUC
Messenger RNA from Oryza sativa Japonica Group (Japanese rice), 2765 nucleotides. The record is from RefSeq and is a predicted model, not a curated record. Lineage: Eukaryota; Viridiplantae; Streptophyta; Magnoliopsida; Poales; Poaceae.